This is a messenger RNA of Egretta garzetta (little egret), 2199 nucleotides long. It is a transcript of the gene ZUP1, whose product is annotated as zinc finger containing ubiquitin peptidase 1. NCBI's taxonomy places the organism in Eukaryota, Metazoa, Chordata, Aves, Pelecaniformes, Ardeidae. The record is from RefSeq and is a predicted model, not a curated record. Bases 315 to 1454 code for a protein of 379 amino acids. The transcript is spliced from 9 exons.
GUCGGGGGCGGUGCCGCUGAGGUCUUCAUCCUGGCGGACGCAGCUGGAGAGCGCUGGGACCGGUCGCGGGUGCAAAGAAGGGGCGGCGGCUUGAAGGCGGCCGAGGGAAUUCGCUUGGGAAGGGAGAGCGAGUGAAGAGGAUGGGGGCGUCACUUGAAAAAUCUGCUCUGGAGCAGAACCGGUAACGCUAACGCAGGCGAACCUGCAACGUUUUGCAUGCCCAAAGUGCACCGUCCGUAUCAAUGAAAACAAAUCGUAAAGCUUUUGUGUGAUAAGGAGACACAAGAAAUGGUGAACAGCGAUAUGAAUGUCCAAUGUGCAGUCUUACCUGCACAGACAUUCAGAUUCUUGAAGAGCAUGUGGAUUUACACUUAGAGGAACAAAGCUUUUUGGAAGGUGGACACAUAAGAGAUCUAGAGCUGGCUCAGCGACUCCAAACUGAGGAAGAUAAAUGGCAGAGAUCAGAAGAAGAGAAGCGAGAGAAGGAAGAAUUUAAAAAGCUGCAAAGACAGUAUGGGUUGGAUAAUUCUGGAGGCUACAAGCAGCAAUUCCUAAAGAAUAUGGAAAGGGAAGUUGAUAGAGGAAGGUUGCAGCCUUUUGAAUAUCACAAGAGAAAAGCUGACAUGAUGGAAUGCUUGGCUUCUGGUAUAGAUGAUGGGAAGACAAAGACCUCAGGAGUCAUUGAAGCAUUGUGCAAGUACUACCAGAAUGAAAACAAAGAUGUGAGGCAUGUAUGGCUUUCAACGGGAGUAGAUCACUUCCACUCAUCUUUGGGCGACAGAGGCUGGGGUUGCGGUUACAGGAAUUUCCAAAUGCUCCUUUCAUCGCUGUUGCAAAACAGCUUGUAUAAUGACUGCUUGAGAGAUACUACACUAAUUCCUAGUAUACCAAAGAUUCAGUCCAUGAUUGAAGAUGCCUGGAGAGAAGGCUUUGAUCCUCAUGGGGCGUCUCACUUCAACAACAGAUUACAUGGUUCCAAAGCAUGGAUAGGAGCAUGUGAAAUUUAUUCACUGUUAACCAGUCUCAGGAUAAAGUGUCAAGUCAUUGACUUUCACAAACCGACUGGCCCUGCGGGUACUCACCCUCGUUUAUUUGAGUGGAUUCUGCAUUACUAUUCUAAAGAUAAUGAAGGUGGUGCAAAGGUAGUGUGUACUUCCAAACCACCUAUCUACUUGCAGCAUCAAGGUCAUAGUCGUACUGUUGUUGGAAUAGAAGAGAAGAAGAAUAGAACCUUGUGUUUGCUACUGUUUGACCCAGGAUGUCCUUCCCAAGAGAUGCAGAAACUGCUAAAACAAAAUAGUGAUGGUACUACUCUCAAACUACUUCGGAAAUAUGUGGGUAGCUUAAAAGAAAAGCAAUACCAGAUAGUGGCUGUAGAUGGUGUACUCUCAUUGGAAGAGAAGGCUGCUCGCUGCCAUGCUUCUCAGGUCUUAACAUCAGAGAAGAUUCCUUAAAGGAUGCUUUUUAUUACCUCUUUUGGAAUCUGCUGGAUACAAAACAUUAAACUGAUGGACUGUAACCCUAAGUCAACAAUUUCUAGACUUAAUCUGUGUCUCCAUAAAUGUCUGGGGACUCUGUAGAAGCACAACACCAGAGUACACCUGUAGUUUUGAUCUUCAGUCAAAACUCUGCCCUCCUGAUGAAUCUGUAACUCUGCAGUAUUGCAGUCCUUGUCUUUGUAGAAAAUUUGCUGUUUUCUUAGUUGCUUAAAUUCAGAGCAACACCUACCACCCUGUAGCAAGCUGUGCACCAUAGUUAACUGUCAAUAAGCUGCAGAUCGAGAUACUAUGGAACCACUUUAUUGGAGUGCCUCUGUAACUAUAUUUAUGCUGACUCUGGCCAAUGCUCUUAUUUCUUGCCAAAUUUGAUCUACAAAUACCUAUUAUGCGUCAGCAAAUUCUCCUGCUACUAUUCACGAAGUACAGAGUCAGUUCAGUGAUUUCACGUGAUACAGUUUGUUCCAUCAGGGAUUAGUUUACUACUGAACUUCUCUUCAGUUAGCUGGCUUCUCGCGAUGUAUUGCUUGUAAACAUGAACACGUGUGCCUAUGAGGUGGAUCAGUGUUAGCAUUGGCUGUGAGGUCUGAGGCAGCGGUGUCCAAAGUGGGGCGCGUGUGCUCUAGGGACUAUGCAAGACAAUCCAUUGGGGUGUAGGAAGAAAAUACUUCUUUUGUACCAUGAAUAAAGAAAAUAAAAUAUU